Brettanomyces nanus is the source of this 1644-nucleotide messenger RNA. RefSeq lists its product as uncharacterized. The transcript has a single exon. Gene Ontology annotation, biological process: protein phosphorylation. Gene Ontology annotation, cellular component: cytosol; nucleus; protein kinase CK2 complex. The record is from RefSeq and is a predicted model, not a curated record. NCBI's taxonomy places the organism in Eukaryota, Fungi, Ascomycota, Pichiomycetes, Pichiales, Pichiaceae. Gene Ontology annotation, molecular function: ATP binding; protein serine/threonine kinase activity. The coding region runs from base 1 to 1644 and encodes 547 amino acids.
AUGUCAGUUGCUGAAUCGCACAAAAGGUCUGCGGAGGAUUCUUUAAGUAGCGGCAAAGAAGAAAAUCCAUUUAUGGAUGAAUUCAAAUCACGUGAGAGUCAGGGUAAGAAGUUGAUACUAAGGCUACCUUCUAAGUUUGUAAAGAAACCGAAACUCUUCGAGAUGGGAGGCAGUCAAUAUCAGCAUGAACAGGGAUUGCUUGAUGUUUCGAUAGUUUCUGAGUUAGAUUCCAAGGUUGAGGGUUCCAAGGUUGAGGGUUCCGAGGUUGAGGGUUCCAAGCUCGAGGAUUCCCGACCUGAGGAUUCCCGACCUGAGGAUUCCCGACCUGAGGAUUCCCGACCUGAGGAUUCCAAGCUCGGUUCCAAACCUGAAGAUUCCAGUGCAUCCGUUUCAUCAUCUGAUACCGGGGAAGAUGAAAUUCCGGACUCUGUGAAGCAGGAGAUCUCGUGUGUGCUGAAGUCCUUUCCCGGUCUCGAGGAAAGGUACAGGCUUUUUGACAAGAUUGGUGAGGGAACAUUCUCAUCUGUUUACAAAGCCGAGAACCUUCAGGAUCCGUAUGAAGAAGAAUCUGAUGAUCACAAGCACAAACAUAAGCAUAAACACAAAUACAAGUACCACCUUGUGGCUUUAAAGAGAAUAUAUGUUACGUCUUCACCACAGCGAAUAUUAAACGAACUUAAACUGCUUAGAGGUUUUAACCUGUCAAUGAGAGUGGCACCUUUGUUGGAUGCUGUCAGAUAUGAAGAUCAAGUUAUUGCUGUUCUCCCAUACUACAAGCACGCGGAUUUCAGGGAUUUUUACAGAGAUCUUCCGAUGCCGGGAAUCCGUAAGUAUAUGGAAGAACUAUUGACAGCCUUGUAUCAUGUGCAUCAAGGGGGGAUCAUUCAUCGUGAUAUUAAACCGACCAACUUCUUGUAUGAUCCAUUCACUAGACAUGGUGUAUUGGUUGACUUUGGAUUGGCUGAGAAAGAGACCGAGGGAGAUAUCAAUCUCUGUCCAUGUGCGCAUCAUAUAUUAGACGAAAAGGUUCCUUCAUUUGAAAAUGAUCUUAUGGUGCGUGGUUAUCUUCGAGACGACCCCCGUCCUGGUAGACGAGCCAACAGGGCCGGUACUAGAGGAUUUCGUGCUCCUGAGGUAUUAAUGAAGUGUCCCAAUCAGACCUUUUCCGUAGAUAUCUGGUCUGCAGGUGUCAUAUUGUUGACCCUACUUGCUCGAAGAUUCCCAUUUUUCAAUUCAUCUGAUGAUACCGAGGCAUUGGCUGAGCUUACCAAUGUAUUUGGCAUCAAAGCCAUGAAGGAAUGUGCAAAAGAGCAUGGACUGGGAUUUGAAUGCAACCUGCCUAUAGCAGAACAUAAGCAUGCUCUUGGCUACAUUAUACGGAAGGCAUUGGAGGACGAUGCCAAAGAAGGUGAUACAUUUGCAGACGAUUCACCUGCCUGGGAGGGAUUACACUACCUCAGCGAGCAGGGAGAAGUGAUCAAGACAGAAGGUAGCCAAGUUUGGGAGGAUGUGAUGGAAGUCUUGGAAGAGUGUAUGUGUCUUUCGUCAAAAAGAUCGUAUUCUUCAGCCAUUCUUGAGAUGAGCUUCUUCCAUCCAAUUACACCCGAAAAGCAUUGGGCGCGUGACGACGUCAUUCUUGACUAA